GUCUAGCAGGCCGGUCGUCUACAGGGGUGAUAGGGGAAAACACCUUUUUUUAUUUUUAGAAUUUUUUAUUAUCAGUUCGUGUGCUAGAAAAGUAAAUCCACUAGGGCUCCUUUUCUUUCCCGAUUUUUUGGGACUAAAAUCAAAAUGACGGUACAAUUUGGGACCGCAUCCAAGCCAAAUCUCUUCUAUGAGGAAUUCCCAAUGUAGGACAACAACAGUUAGAUUGUAUAUUAGUCAAAUAACAACAAUUAGUCAACAACAACAAUACAAGCAUGCUGCAAAAAUAACGAGUGAAGAGGCUGCGGUUUCUUUAAGUGGAUGCGUCUACACUAUUCUGAGCCUUUUAAGCUUAUCCGUUCAAAUCACAGUAUUCCGCAUGCAUUACAAUUCACGAGUAGGUAGAAUGAAAUUGGUCAGUGAUGCCUUGAGGCUUGGCUGUUUCCUUCUCUCUGCCCCAUUUAAAGCAGUUCAUUGGGCUUCCUUUAAGGUUGCUAGUGAUGUUAUUGAUUGGCAUCCCUUGGAGUUGCUAGCUAAGGGAAGCAAAUAUGCUCUUUUGAUUCUUAACCAACCCAUUGAAUUCACCAAGAGCACUGCUGUAAUGAUAUGGAAUAGAGCAUCUAUUCGAGCAACUGUGGACGGUGGCACCAACAUAUGGUUCAAAUUUUCUGAAGGAAUAGAAAAUGAAAUUGGCCUCAGUAAUCCUAUUCCUGACCUUGUGACUGGAGACUUUGAUUCAGCAGAAACACGGUGCUUAAAAUAUUACCAAGAACAUGGCGCUAAAGUAAUACACACACCUGAUCAAGAUGAAACAGACUUUAACAAAUGUAUUCGUGAACUUAGCACAGAGCUUGUUGCCCGUGAACUGAAAGUGAAUGCCGUCAUCGCGGUUUGUGAAAAUACUGGCCGAUUGGACCAUAUACUUUCGAAUCUCAAUACACUGCAAAAAGCCCGUGAUAUACUAGGAAGUGUACCGCUUUACCUGCUUACGCACAGUUCGAUUAGUUGGGUUCUGCACACUGGUCGACACAGAAUACAUGUUGAUGACCGUGUAAUCGACCAGCAUUGUGGUUUGAUCCCAUUAGGGCAGCCUGCCUAUGUCACAUCGUCAGGGUUGAAAUGGGAUAUGGAUUGCCUGAAGUUAGAGUUUGGCGGCCUCAUUUCAACGUCAAACAAGUUCACGGAUCAGGCAACUGUAACUUUGGAGACAGAUCGUCCGAUUCUCUUUACCAUGACGUUACCGCCAUGGAAAUAACGUGUGCUAGUCAUUCGCUUCAUUGGUGCAUACAUUACUAUGACAAAGACUAUCAUUUGACCAACAAAUAAACAGCUAAUAUAGUAUAAUUA
Messenger RNA from Daphnia magna, 1344 nucleotides. Its product is annotated as thiamin pyrophosphokinase 1. Lineage: Eukaryota; Metazoa; Arthropoda; Branchiopoda; Diplostraca; Daphniidae. Gene Ontology annotation, biological process: thiamine diphosphate biosynthetic process; thiamine metabolic process. Gene Ontology annotation, molecular function: thiamine binding; ATP binding; thiamine diphosphokinase activity. The transcript has 7 exons. The record is from RefSeq and is a predicted model, not a curated record. Bases 188 to 1252 code for a protein of 354 amino acids.